GCUACAUGGCUGCACCUGUCGUCCGCAUCUCGUCGCCGGGCCAAGUGCCGCCGACGACGGCCAACAACCGCUACGCGCGCCUGAUUCCCUCGCAGAGCAUCGCCACCGUCGACUCGUUCACCCUCGAGAGCGGCGUCACCCUCGAAAAUGUCCCUGUCGGCUUCCGCACCUGGGGCAAGCUGAACGACAGCAAGGACAACGUCAUGGUCAUCUGCCACGCCCUGACCGGCAGCAGCGACGUCGAGGACUGGUGGGGCCCGCUGCUCGGCCAGUCGCACGCGUUCGACCCGACUCGGUACUUCAUCUUCUGCGCCAACGUCAUGGGUUCGCCGUACGGCACUGCGUCGCCCGUCACCGUCAACCCGGCUCGCGACGACGGCGGGUGGUGGGGGCCCGAGUUCCCUCGCACGACCGUGCGCGACGAUGUGCGCCUGCACAAGCUCCUCCUCGACCACCUCGGCGUGUCGACCGUCGCCGCCGUCAUCGGCGGGUCCAUGGGCGGCAUGGCCGUCCUCGAGUGGCCCCUCACGUCGCCGCCGGGCUACAUCCGCAACAUCUGCCCGAUCGCCACCUCGGCGCGACACAGCGCGUGGGGCAUCUCGUGGGGCGAGGCGCAGCGCCAGUCGAUCUACUCGGACCCGGACUACCAGUCGGGCUGGUACGCGCCCGACGGCGAGGGCCCAAAGCGCGGCCUGUCGGCGGCGCGCAUGGCCGCGCUCUUGACGUACCGCUCGCGCGACUCGUUCGAGAGCCGGUUCGGGCGCAAGGAGGUCGACUCGGACAGCGAGUCGGCACGAGGAGGAGGAGGGGCGGCCAAGAAGAAGAUGGGUGCGGCGCUCGGGCGCGGCAAGGUGACGGACUCGCUCGGCCUGCCCCGAACGGCCGCCGAGCGAGCCGAGGCGGUCCACAACGACGGGCACCAGCCGUUCGCCGGCGCGUCUCGACCGGCGUCGCCGCCCCUGUCGUCGAGCAACAAGGACCUCCCCCUGACGCCCAACGGCGACCCUCUCCCUCCUCCCUCGGCACCGCCCAUCUUCUCGGCCCAGUCAUACCUGCGCUACCAGGGCGACAAGUUCGUCUCGCGGUUCGACGCCAACUGCUACAUCCACCUCACGCGCAAGAUGGACGCGCACGACGUCGGCCGCGACCGCCCUUCCUCGCCGACCCCUCUUUCGGCCGUCCCUCGAGGCGCGCUCGUCAUCGCCAUCUCGACCGACGGCCUGUUCACCCUCACCGAGCAGCGCGAGCUCGCGGCGGCGCUCCCCGACGCCGACCUCGUCGUCGUCGACUCGCCCGACGGCCACGACGGGUUCCUGCUCGAGUUUGAGCAGAUCAACGAGCACGUCCUCCAGUGGCUCCACGCGCGCCUGCCGGACAUCUACGAGGGCGAGCCGCUCGUGCAGCCGGGCGAGGGCGAGGGCGACAAGGGGUUCGAGGUCAAGAAGGCGAGCCUGUUCGGCGAGGCCGAGGGCGACGACAAGGACAUCACGAGGUGGUAGAGAGGGAGACGCAGAGCGCACUCGUUCUCCUGCACGCAUUCAACAUCGCACCAGCAUCUUUCC
This is a messenger RNA of Rhodotorula graminis WP1, 1562 nucleotides long. RefSeq lists its product as uncharacterized. Gene Ontology annotation, molecular function: homoserine O-acetyltransferase activity. The record is from RefSeq and is a predicted model, not a curated record. Bases 6 to 1499 code for a protein of 497 amino acids. Gene Ontology annotation, biological process: L-homoserine metabolic process. NCBI's taxonomy places the organism in Eukaryota, Fungi, Basidiomycota, Microbotryomycetes, Sporidiobolales, Sporidiobolaceae. The transcript is spliced from 4 exons.